UGUUUUAAUAGGAAUACAUGCAUGCCUGCAUCUUGCCAGUGCAUUUCUGUAAUGAAACCAGCUCUUUCUCGCCCGUUUUAAUCGCUCUCCGGUUCACGCCCAGCGCAGCCUCCUCGCCGCUUCCCCUUGGAGGGGGCAAACGGCGUGAUUCUCGGCAAGACGUCUGCCAGUGGUCGUAUUUUCACCGCACUCGCACAAACCCGCAGCGGCGAUCCCGGCCACGCCAAGUGCCGUUUCCAGAGAUCGCCCCGACUUAGGGGAGGAGUCUACCGGCACAGGCACACCCCUCCGCGGCGAAGAGAAAGCUUAGCGACGGACAUCGCGCUGCUGGCGCAACAUGACCGCGGACCAUCGGCGCGCACUGGACACUUAACGCACGGAGAAUUGCGCGUUAUCGCCGGCUGCGGCUGCGUGUGUCCCCCUGGCCGGGAGGGUGGCUCACUCCGUUCUGUCUCCCCGUUUCUUGCCGUUGCGUGGCGUCCUUCCCGUCGCGCUGGAUCUUUCGUGUAAGAAGAUGUGCGUGGAGAGCGACGGCUGUGAGCUAGAGGGCUGCGGCAGCUCGGACGAGGUGCGCACCCUGUCCGGCAGCAUGAGCCCGACGCUCCGCUCCAGCCCCGAUCUGCAGUCUUGUAAACCGGGGCAGAAAUUCCGGGCAGCGCUGCUCAAGUGCAAGUCUCCGGUAGCGGCAGCCGGGAUACUCAGCUUCGGAAAUGUGCUUAAUUACAUGGACAGAUACACAGUGGCAGGUGUUCUCCUCGACAUCCAGAAGCAUUUCACUGUCACCGACAGCGAGGCCGGUUUGCUCCAGACAGUAUUCAUCUGCAGCUUCAUGGUGGCAGCACCCAUCUUUGGCUACCUUGGUGAUCGUUUCAACCGGAAGAUCAUCCUCAGCUGUGGGAUCUUCUUUUGGUCUGUGGUGACACUCUCUAGUUCCUUCAUCACCAAAGAGUACUACUGGCUGUUCAUCCUGUCGAGAGGCCUGGUCGGCAUCGGGGAGUCCAGCUACUCCUCCAUCUCUCCGACCAUCAUCGGGGAUCUCUUCACCAACAACACACGCACCAUGAUGCUCUCUGUCUUCUACUUGGCAAUCCCUCUGGGCAGUGGACUAGGCUACAUCUUGGGUUCCAGUGCAAAGGAGGCAGCCGGGGACUGGCAUUGGGCACUGAGGGUAUCUCCCGUCUUGGGCAUCACCGCCGGCACACUCAUUCUUUUCUUUGUACCUGAGCCCAAACGAGGGAGCGGUGAUCACGCGGUAGGGCGUCUCAAGACGCCCUGGACGUGCGACAUGAAGGCUCUCGCCAAGAACCGCAGCUACGUGUUCUCGUCUCUGGCCUCUGCCGCCGUGUCCUUUGCCACCGGGGCCUUUGGGGUCUGGAUCCCGCAGUACCUCUUCAGGGCACAGGUGGUGCAGAAGAGCGUGGUGCCCUGCACCCAGGAGCCGUGCAGCAGCAAGGACAGCCUGAUCUUCGGCGCCAUCACCUGUGUGACAGGGCUCCUGGGGGUCCUGAUUGGGGCGGCCACCACCCGGCUGUGCCGGCAGAAGACGGAGCGUGCUGACCCACUGGUGUGUGCCGUCAGCAUGCUGGGCUCAGCUAUCUUCAUCUGCCUCAUCUUCGUUGUGGCUAAGAAGAGCAUCGUGGGAGCUUACAUCUGCAUUUUUAUCGGUGAGACCCUGCUCUUUCUGAAUUGGGCCAUAACGGCGGACAUUUUGAUGUACGUUGUCAUCCCAACGCGGAGGGCCACAGCCGUAGCGUUCCAGGGCUUCACCUCGCACAUCCUGGGAGAUGCCGGAAGCCCGUACCUGAUUGGUCUGAUCUCGGACGGCCUACAGAAGAGCUACCCUGGGUCAGACCUCUGGAAGUUCCUGAGCUUGGGUUAUGCCCUCAUGCUCUGCCCCUUCGUCAUCGUCCUCGGGGGCAUGUUCUUCCUCGCUACAGCCCUCUUCUUCCUGGACGACAGAGAGAAAGCGGAGAGACAGCUGAGCCAGGCCACCACGUCGCCCUCCUCCAUCAAGGUAUGAUCAGGUCUCACCGUGAAAGGAGCAAAGGGAAAGGAGCGCGACAGCCGGCCGAGGAUGGAGCACCCCCCCCCACCUCCUCACAGGGUCACUGCUGACCUCAUUUGUAAAAAACCUGCCUUUUUCCGACACUCCAUAACUGGAAGGACGGCACCCCCGUCCAAAGAGGUCUCCAUGUUACCGGAGACCCGCAGCCCUCCCACUGAAUCAGAAUCCCCCCCCCCCCCCCCCCCGCCCGAAGGUGCCAUGCUACUGAAGAAUGAGGUCAUCAUCUGCGUUGCCCGCCAGCACCAACCAAGUGCCAUAUCAUUGCAUCCCCCCGCUAGACCUGCACACACACGCCCAGCUGCCUGGAUGUUGCUUGAAAGGAGCGGAAUGGAAUACCCUGCCGCUCCUGUAGGGGGCACCGGUGGACUGUUGGGCGCGACCUCACCCCGCUGCCAUCACGACAUCCUGCCCGCGUUUUCAGCACUUACACGUAUGCAGGGCUCGAUUUACGUUAACACUAUGUGACUCUGUGCUAUUUUCCUAUUUGCUGUUUUAUAUAUAUAUAUAUAUAUAUAUAUAUAUAUAUAUAUAUGAAACUGGAAGUGUAGAUUGUUACCUGUGAAUGUUUCUGAGGGCAGGUACAGGCCAUCUCAGAUCUGUAUGAAAGAACACUGGAACAUAUGAAGUGACUGUUUUAAGCGUCAACCGUUUCUUUCUACCGCGUAUGAAGCUCCUUCCUCAACACUAAAGCCGGUAAUGUGACCACGCAGUGGAGAGGCGCGGCCCGGUCACAUGUGGACCCCAAAUUCUGCCAUAAUGUCUCAUCCCAUCAUCUAAUUUUGGCACAGUCCGGACCAUCAUGGGAACCACAUGGGCCAAUUUCUGCAGCAGCCAGUUGCUUCGCUGGAAUUGUGCUAAGCUGGGUUUAUACCCCCGGCUGGGUUGAUUAAUUUGCAAAGUUAAUUAGUUUGUUGAAUCUGACUCUUGGGAACUGUUUCCUGAAAUAAUAGGUGUCUCCUCCUGAAAUCUGACUGGGUGCUUCUGGGUUUUUCCUCAUCAGCGCAGUUUAACUUUGUCCUAGAUCAAAUCCCAAAGAAGUAAAUGGAGCAUUAAGACAACAUUCCUGUAAUGGCAUCAAUCUGAUGUGGAGAAAUCGAAGGGAGGAAAGAUCUGGAUGGGGUCAGAUUCACGGAGAGCAAGGCUGUGAUGCCAAGAUCUGCGGAGCGUAAUGACCCUUGCCGUUUGAUGUCCCAUCAGCCCUUGCUAGCGCCCCAUGAAGGCAGCUUUCCCCCAGGUUUUCAGGAAUCCUGGAGAAACGGCGUCGUGGCUGAACGCAGCCUGAGUGUAAAGCAUGUGAAGCAGGUAUCACAGAGAGCCGCACAACAAACCUUCCUUUGUCCCAGCAAUGUGUUUACAUGGCCGAAUCAUGUUUGUAAGCUUUUCUUGUGAUUCUUUAUCAGAUUUUUUUUACAGAUAUGAGUUUUAUAUAUAAACAAGAUAGAGAUGUAUAGGUAUAUAAUGCAGCAAUUUUAAUAUAUUGUAAAGGAUAGCUUGGAUGCAAUGUAUUUAUACGUUUGUUACCACAAUGAAGAAUUACCCACAACAGGAAGUUUAAAGCAUUUGUUGUAUUUUUACUUAUUACUUGGAUUUAAGAAACAACUUCUGGUAAAGUUCAUUUAGUGUGCUGAUUAACCAAUAUCAUGGCAUGUUAUUACAUCAUGGAGAGACUUACCUUGGCUGUGCACAUGCCUCUCUCCAUAGAUCAUUCGGUUGUCUAGGUGGGGGAAGAAUCUACGAUUUGAUUGGCUCUUAGAGUAAAUCGGAUGCUGAUUGGAUGGUGGGCUGGCACGGCCACAGUAAGCUGUAAUGUGAUAAGCUAUGAGCCAGGUUCAAUGCCAAAAUCAGAAUGUCACCCUUUGCUGUUUUUCUUUUCUUAAAUAAUUACAAUCAAAUUGCACCUGAAUUUCAUGGGAAUAUUGUGAUUUUAAUGAGAUUUUCAUUCUUGUCAUACAAGAAUCAUGUAAAAAGUGCCACACUAUUUCUGAUAUCAAGCAGAAAAUAGAGGCUGUUUUAUUUUUUAGAGCAAGUGUGAUUAAAAAAAUAUAUUAUCUUGGAAUAACUGUGAUGCUCCCACAAAGAGGGAUAUAAAAAUGUAUACCUACAUGUAAAUGAUAAAAAAUAAACUUAUUUAAUCGCACCAAA
Molecule: messenger RNA, 4207 nt
Organism: Brienomyrus brachyistius
Lineage: Eukaryota; Metazoa; Chordata; Actinopteri; Osteoglossiformes; Mormyridae
Gene: spns2
Product: spinster homolog 2 (Drosophila)
Exons: 13
Coding region: 515-2020 (501 amino acids)
Biological process (GO): lipid transport; transmembrane transport; sphingosine-1-phosphate receptor signaling pathway
Cellular component (GO): membrane
Molecular function (GO): sphingolipid intramembrane carrier activity; transmembrane transporter activity
Source: RefSeq, a predicted model, not a curated record